Messenger RNA from Adineta ricciae, 9687 nucleotides. NCBI's taxonomy places the organism in Eukaryota, Metazoa, Rotifera, Eurotatoria, Adinetida, Adinetidae. The record is from the annotation of a GenBank genome assembly.
AUGUCUAAUCAAUCGAAUAGUAUCCACGACCUUAUCCAACGAAUUCAAAAUGGUCACACUCCAACCGAAGAUUGCAUCAACCACCUUGCGCAUGACUUACUAAAUCAAGGAUUAAGCUACGAUUCAUGUCGUGUCUUUGUAAUUCUGCUGAAUAGGAAAAUACCGUUACCUAGUCUAGUGUAUGACCGAAUUUUCAAUGUCAUUAUCAACAACCACAGUCAAAGAGCAAAAGAGGAGGCAAUUCACUUCAUUGAUUCAUUCGUCGAAGGUGGUGGACAAGCAUCAAGUUUACUUUGGAAUGCACUUUCAACAGCAUUACUAGAUCAUCAAUCAGAAUCAUUACGAACAAGUGCACUGAAAAUUCUCCUUACUGCUAUCAAAAGAUCAAACGGUACCAACCUGAAUCAAUUAUUCUGGAUAAAAAUGUUCACCGCAUUAGAUCAACGAUCCACUGAUGUACAACUCAACAUAUUAGAACUCUUUCUAGCACUUGUAAAGAAAUCCAGCUAUUCUAUUGGCAAAGAUAUCAUCAGUCGUAUGGAGCUGUACUUGUCAAAAAUAUCCCAAUCUGUUGAGAAAUAUUUUGAUCAAUGUAAUAAAACAACGCUAUGGUUCUUAUAUGUAGUAUCCCAGAAACAUAAAAUAAGCAAUCGUGUGUUGGAAAUUUUCUCUGAUUUCUCAAUCGCGGACGGUUCUAUUGUUGAGCAAAAUGUUUUAAAUAAUAACGCACUGCUGGUGAUUCGAUUAUUCGUUCAGAACAAGUCAACACAUGAAAAUGUACCAGAAAAAGUGAUACUGAAUCUCUCAACGUGUUUCAAGCGGGGCGCAUUCGGAAAUACACAAUUACUAGAAAGCUGUCUUCAAACGUUAUCUGCUUUAGCUGAUAAUGAAUUGGCAAUGGCACACCUGGAUGGAAAUCAGUUGAAAUACUAUCUAAAAGAUCGACAUUUAGAAGAAAAGCUACGAGCUAGUGUAAUAAUUCUCUUCGGAAACAUCUGCAAAGGGCACUGUACAUAUGUUGAUAAUGAAAUAAUCGAUGUUCUCAUCCAAAUGCAAGAUGACAAAAAACUCUCCAAAUCUUGCCUUUCCACGCUCAGCAAUAUUGCUCAGCGUCAACCGGAUUAUUUAUCUAAAUAUCCUCUUCAAAAAUUCGCAAUGAUUCUCAACCAAGAUAAGAAUAACAAGAAUUUACGUCAAGACGCUUGUUUAAUACUCGAUUGUGCGAUUCGAAAGCAAUUGCAUUUAACCAAACACGAGGUCGGUGCACUAGAACAUGCACUCAACGAUUCUGAUCGUAAACUAUCUCUCACCGCUCUCAUUGCAUUCCAACAUUUAUUCGAAAAUUACCACAACAAUACCGAUCUAAUCGGACAGUACGUGAACAAAGUUUGCAAAUGCGCCAUAGAUUUAAUAUUGAAAUCCAACGAAGAGUUUACUUUAAACGCAUCGAAACUGUUGGAAAUACUUCUUAAGUAUAAUUUGAAAGACAAAUUCAUCGAUGCCGAAAUCAAUGUUCUGCAUAGAGCACUACUAAAGAAUUCGAAUCAAGCAAUUAAUCGAUCGAUUUCAAGGUUAUUAACUCAAAUUCGCUCAAAACAACUGAAUUUUCCAUCGGAUACACGUCGUUUGAUUGAAAUAGAUCAAUUAACAAAUGAGUUCUUGCAGAAGAAACCGAUUAACCGGACGGAUUGCGACGAAUUUGAAAAGAAAUUAAAUGCAUAUUUUCAUGGAAACCUUCUUAGCAAUAGACCUAUCCCAAGUGCUCUAUUCGACGCUAUUGGGAUAAUAUUAAAAACGAACUCAUAUGAUUUCAAAACAACUUCCAUACUGCUACAGUUCGCGGAAAGCAGAAGAAGACUUCCGAGAACUUUCAUCGAAAUACUCGUUGAACAGUUUUCUAUAAGCAAACAAAUGAAUCGAUUGGAACGUUUCGUUCACAUUUUAUAUCUCACUUUUGUUACGAAUAAUCAGCCAUUGACUGAAAAGUUCCCUGGACAAUUUCGAGAAGUUUUUCUUCGAAAUCAAUUCUUCUCACAAUAUGCUCUGAAAAUGCUCGAUUUUCUAAUAAAACGAAAUCAAAUUCGAUUGGAUAGUUCAAUUUAUGACAAAUUAAUCAACUUAUUACAAACUUCAAUGGAUACUAAUCUUCUUGAAACAUUGGCUAUUGCCUUAGAAAACUCUUCUGCAACCGCUCAACUUCCAGUACAGCCAAUUUUGAAAAUAAUCGAAAAUAAUCUGCAAGUGAAAUCGUCCAGUGCGGAAAUUAAGUACUACUCUUGUUUAGCGAUAGAUUCGCUUCUUCAAUAUCGAAUUACUCUUUCGGAGGCAACAUUAAAUCUGCUGAAAACUUACGCAAGAGGUGAUGAUACUCAAUCAAUGAUUAAUCAGUCUUCGAAGAUGAGUUUACGAGAAAUCUCACUGUCUAUACUGGAAAAAUACUUUCGGGUAAACGAGAAAGUUCUUCCCGACGACAUUGAACACAUGGUGAAUCAAGAAGUUAGCGAAAAGGGACUUCUAGACCUAAACAAUCCGGUGACUCAAUUGGAAACAGCGAAGCAACUCUUGUCAUCCAUGGUUAAAAGCAGUAAAACGUCUUUAUCGAAAUCUCAAAUCGAAAUUUUAAUAAUAUGUUUGACUUCUCCGAAUUCAUCACGUGAAUUGAAAUUGACUCUUCUGAAAAUUUGUCAACUUACUCCAUCGAAUUUGAAUUCUGCACUCAUUCAAUUGAUUUUCAAGUUUAUUAAAGAUUCUCAGCUGGCCGAAGUUGUGAUUGAAAUCUAUAAAUCCUUGGUUGACAUGAAGACUUUAUUCCCCGACGAAAUCUUGAUUUCAUUAAUUCAUUUCCUAUCUGAAAGUUCCAAUGAAGUUUUCAAAGAGUCAGUUAUCGAAGGUUUGAAAAAAAUUAUCGCUUAUCAAAAGAAUAUCUCUAAGGAAUUACUCCAUCAAAUCGAAUUAGAAAUUCUUGUUAAAGAUCCCGAAAAGAAAACUAUCUUCCUUGAAAAAUGUUAUCAAGCGGUACGUAAUCGUCAGAAACUAUCUCGCAACAUCAUUCAAUCGUUGGAAAGUCUUGCGAAAGAUAUGGAAGGGAAAGUCUUCGAGAUCAUCGACUUAGCCAUACAAAAUGGUCAAAGGUUCUCAUUCACUUUUCUCCAUUCGAUUAGUCAGGAAAUCUUCAAAUCUUGUGAAGAUAAUGUCGAUGAAUCUCUUGAAAUUAUUCUUCGAGGUACACAGGAUGGUAAUCAAUUGAGUUCAAAAAUGAUCGAGUCUUUGAAGAGAAUUCUCAAAAAUCCCAAUCAACAACAACUUUUCACCAUUCUGAAAAUUCUAAGCAAUGAAGUGAAGCACACCUUAGCACUCGAUAUAGAUAUCAUUCGCAGUUUAGAAAACCUUCUUCAAGUUCAUCCUCUAUCAGUUUUACAUAUUCUCAAAUAUCUUCAGAGUUACCAGCCUUCACCGGAAUUCAUCACUAAUCUCAAUCGUUUGUCCCAAGAAUACUUCAGCGAUCAGCAAAUCAACGCCAUGUUUGAAGAAAUUGCCAAUCAGCCGUUGCAAGUUAACUUCCAUUUCAUGGAGAUUCUAUUCACUGUUGAAUAUAUUGAUGAGGAUAUUGAUAAAUAUUCCGAGUUGUAUUCAUUUCGUCAUUUAUUAUGCAAUGAUCUGAUCAUGCGCACGGAUCCCCACAACCAAUGCGUGAUGGACCAGUCGGAAUUCGAAGUCAAUUUGAGUAAUAUAGAACGACUCUUCUCCUGGGAGAGUUGUUCGUUUGAACGCGAUGAUUUUCUAAUGUUUUUAAUUCGAGAAUUUUCGACACUCUCUUUACGAACUAUCAAUAGUAUCUUAUUGUUACUGAAAUCCGGUCCUGAGGCGUUGCGCGCUCUAUUCAAGACUUCUUCUUUAAGAAACUUACAAAUCCAUUGGCUUAAUUCCAUCAUUGAUCGAUCUUCGUAUAUUAAACUAAAUGAAACAGUGAAAUUGGAUGGUGAUCAAGCAGAUAAAAUCAUUGAUUUACUAUUUGCGAAACUCGAAUUCAGUGUUUCAUUAAGUGAAUCUUUUCUACAACGUAUUUACGGCAUUGAAGAUUGGAAUCAGCUGAUCGAAUUCUUAAAUUUGAUUUUUGAGAAAAAAUUCUCCGAGAAAAUCAAUUUCAAUGAGUAUUUCACUCGUCAUGAUUCAGAAGAAAUCAUCGCGACGAAUCUGUAUUUCUGGAUGAUGGACAUCAAAUGUGAUUUCAUUCGAAACAGCAUUGCCAUUCUUUGUGAAGAACAUCAAAUUAACAAACCUACAACUCUAGAGAAUCUUUCGUCAGUGAUUCUUACAAUCCUUCUUCGGAAUUGGCCAUUCGAAGUCUUUGAACGAUUAAUAGAACUUUUAAAAUCAAGUCGAGAUCAAACAUUUGAACUCACUGUUGAGAAUUGCAUUGAAGCAUUAUUCGUGAUCAAUAAUUUUGCACUAGUGAAUGAUCAUGUCAUAAAAAUUGAAUCCAUAUUCCAAUCACAAAAAAGCAACGAUUGGCCAGUACUCAUACAUCAAUAUGCUGUAUCGGCCUUAUUCAAUCAGCAAGAUUGUGAGAAAACUUUGAAAGAACUGCUCAGCGAAAUCAAAAACGGUCAAGAAUUGAGUCUUUCAACUGAAACUCUUGAACAGACGUAUCGAGAAAUAGUCUCAAUCUAUAAUAAUGAUUCAAAAGUGCAUCCAAUCGGUAAAGCCAUAAACAACUGGGACGAAACUGAUGUCAAGAAAUGGUCGAUGACUUAUAAAGCAAGUGCAGAAAAACCUACGAACGAAGCAAUAUGUGUCAUUAAACGUGCAGUAUUUCUACACAAUUCAAAACAAAGUAUCGAACCUCGAACUAUUCAAAUCCUCAGCUUAUUACUAUUGUUACACGAAUCGGAAGGCAAGAACAAAAGAAUCGCUCGUUUAGCACAAAUUAAGACAGGUGAAGGGAAAAGCCUUAUUAUUGCCAUGUUUGCUGCAAUCAAGGCAUUGCACGGACAUCAAGUUGAUAUUAUUACCACGUCACCAUUAUUAGCAGAACGUGAUGCGAAGAGUAAGAAGACAUUUUAUAACAUGUUGCACCUCACUGUUGGAGAUAAUAAUGGUAUUGCAUCGCAAAAACCUUGUUAUAAAGAUGAUGUUGUGUAUGGAAGUGUGGAAAAUUUUCAAUUCGAUGUAUUACGAGAUGAAUACAGUUUACUCGAGACACGCUUUCAACGUCAAUUCGACAUUGCGAUUGUUGAUGAGGUUGAUAGUAUGUUUAUCGAUGGAAACUCCAGUUUUUGUUAUUUAGCAAGUAAAACACUAGUGAUCGAUGAAUUACAAAUAAUCUUCGUUCUUAUCUGGCAAGAACUAAAUCGCACAUGCGAACGACUUGUUCGAAUCGAUGACAAAUUGUAUUGCAUAACAGUACCAUUUCGGAGAGAUCACAAUGGAGAAAUUACUUUAUUAAAGCCAGAACAAAGCACUGCAAUAGAUGUCGGUGGUCAAGAUUCAGCAAAAGCGGAAGAUUAUUUUGAAGUUGAAGAUGAAUAUACAUUCAUUGAAAAUCACAUUACGGAUUAUGUCGAAAAUAUGUUGUUAAAACCCAACAAAAAGAAUGAAUGUCUUAUCUAUAUUCCCAAACACCUGAUUUCAUUUGUUUCUCAGCAAAUUCGAAAAUGGAUUUACAGUGCGUGGCAAGCGAAAUUUGUUCUUCAAGAAAAUAGGCAAUAUUUAAUAUCCGAAGGAGACAAUGGAAACAAAUCGAUUAUACCAAUCGACUAUCAAAGUACAGGUAUCAUACAAACGAACAGUACAUGGAGCGGCGGUUUACAGCAAUUUUUAGACAUCAAACAUCAAUUAAGGAUUCAUCCUGCAAAUUUAACAACAAAUUUCCUAUCCAAUGUGGCAUUUUUUAGUAAAUACAAACAUUUAUUUGGUUUAACUGGCACUCUGGGUGGACAAGAAUCAAAAAACAUCAUUCAGCAUAUUUAUAACGUUGAUUUUGUUGUUAUUCCACCGUAUAAACAUACGCAAUUUGUUGCUUAUCCAGAUCAAGUGCGUUUUUCCGAAGAUGCUUGGUUAAACGAGUGCGUUCGAUCAGUGUAUAUCGAAAGUAAGAUACAACAGCGGGCGGUACUAGUCAUAUGUGAAACAAGAUUAGAUGCAAUGCAAAUUCGCAAAACAUUAAUUGAGAAAGACAAACAAUUAGAAAGAAUGAUAAAACUCUACACACGAAGUGAUAAUGAUGAACGACGAGCCGUUGAGUAUGUGUUAGAUUGUGGAGAGAUUAUUAUUGCAACAAACCUUGCUGGCCGAGGCACUGAUAUUGAAACAACGCAUAAUGUGGAAAGAAAUGGCGGUUUGCAUGUUUUACUAACAUUUUUACCAAUGAAUACACGAGUGGAACAACAAGCAUUCGGUCGAACUUCCAGACAAGGAAAACGCGGCACUGCACAAUUAAUUGUGCUAUCAUUGGUUCCAAAUGAAACGAGUGAUGGGCAUGUCCAAGCACUGAAAAAGACUCGAGAUGAAAAAGAACAAUCACAAAUAGAACGCACAAAGUCUAUUGAUUUGAAACGAAUUCGACAACGUGAUGCAUUAUUUCAAAAGUUUUGUAAUUUCUUAAAAGAAUUACGUGAAAAAGAAAAUGAUAAAUGGAAAUUAAGGUCAGUCGAAGAAUUAUGGGCGUUUUGGCUUGAAACAAUUGAAGAUCUCAAUGAUGACUCAAUCCAAAAGAGCUUUGAAGAAUUUCGCACGAGAAUAUCCAACGAUUAUUCAUCCGAUGCCAUUUUUCACAAUCCGUUUUAUUUAAUUUCGAAAGGACUUGCUUGUUUAUCGAAAAAGAGAUACGAAAAGGCAAUAAAUUGCCUCCGAACGGCUGUUAAACUGGAUCUGGUGUAUACUGUUGCCGCACGUUAUAAUUUAGCUUAUGCAUUAAUGGUCAAAUCCAAGAAAGAGGAAGCAAAAGUUGAACUUCGAGAAGCUUUGAGAAUCAUUGAAAAUAUUUUCUUACCUCAACAGGAAACCAUGUUAGUGUCACUAAAAGUCCACCAAGAUGCGACAAGCAAUAGCGAUGUUGAAAAUCAAAUUAUGAAUCGACUUAACCUUUUAUUUUUAAGUAAAAACCACAUUGAACAAGCGAUCACUGUCCUUGAAGUGGCGGAAAGCAAGAAGCAUAAUAUUCGUUUACGACGCAAAAGUUUAGAAGAAUUCUUCAGUGAGAUUGAUCAUUUGAAAUUGGAUAUUGAGCAAUUCAAAGAGAGUGGUUUCGUGGCAUACUUUCAGUUGACUACAAGAGAACCGACACCAUGGUUGAGUAUCAUUACAGUUGCUAUGAUUGGUCUUGCACAAGCAGCUGCUGGUGCUGCUCUAAUCGUGUUCACAAGUGGCGCAGCUGCCAAUAUUGGUGUUAUGUUGUUGAGCGAAGGAGCUGGUGAUAUGAUACUUGCAAUAAAGUCUGCAGUUACGGGUGAAUUCAAUUGGAAACAAUAUGGAAUACACAAAGCGAUCAGUGUUACAGUGACCGUUGCAACAUGUGGAAUGGCAGCUUUGAAAGAGACGGGUUUAGCAAUCAGAUCAGGAAUGAAAGGCGCCUCUAAUGUGAUCCGAGCAGGAAAGAUUGUUGGUCAACAAUCAAUCGGACAGUAUAAUAGAGAAGGUUUCAAACUUCUUGGCAUGAAAAUGGUUGAGACGUUUGCGAAACAAGGUACUAAAGAACUUCUGAUAACUGCAGUCGAUCAAACAGUUUUAGCUGCGCUCAAUGAGAAAAUUAACAAAGAAUUCUCGGACGCGAUUCGAGAAAAAAUCAAGAAUGAAGUAUACGGCAACCAAACAAUUGAUCAAUUGUGUGUGCUUGCUGAUAAUUCAGAGCAAGUGAUUGAAGGUUUAGCCCGUCAAAUUUUAUAUAAUACUCGUGAUGAAUUUGUUGGUGUUGUCAAAGAGAUUGCUGUAGGUAUAUUGGGCCAAGUAACCAAAGGCACUAGUACAAUUGCUAUACAAGUAAUUACUGGCGGGAAAUGUCUCUACGAUUUGCUACAAUGUUGCAACAAAUUUGUGGUGAAACUUAGAAACGAAUUAGAAAAAUUAAAACAUAGACUGACGAUUGAUAAUUCACUGAAGACUAACUUAGAAGAUAUUAACAAAGAACAACUCAAGGAAAUCAUGGAUUCUUUGAAAAAGAACGGUUAUCUUUCAGAAGAUAAUAGUCAAGUUCUCAAACGACUUCAAUCAUCGAUAUUUCGAUCGAAAAAUAAUCCAAUUAAUAAUGAUAGAAUCAUCAAAAUCUGUAAUGACGUAUACGAUCGCGCUAUGAACAAACCCCAAAUUGAACUUAAAAAAAACUUAAUAACAAAGGUAUUAACUGAUGAAGUUGCUAAUUACAUGACAAGUCGUCUCAAUGCUGAACUGAUCAAGCCUGUCGCUCACAUUGCCAUAAACAUAGCCGUUGACAAGUGGUCAUCUGAAAUGGAACGUAUACUUGCUAGUAAGAAAGGAACAUUAACAGAACGAAUUGAAAAUCGUCGAAAUUUCAACAAAAUUAUUCAAGCUAGAGAUGAUGCUCAAAAUCGAUCAAAUGAACCGAUUGAUCCAUAUAUAGCAGAACUAGCUAAUAGUGUUGAAAAUGGUGCUUCCGGUGAUAUUAUGGAUAUUAUUGCGAUAAGUGAUAACCUUCAAUGUCCAAUAAAAGUUUUCCGUAAUGGAACAUUUGAUCUGACGAUUGGUGAAGAGUAUCGUGGAAAACAAUUAAGUGUGAAUUUUCAGGAAGGUGAACGUGGAAACAUUGGACAUUACACUAAUAUGAAUAGCGCCGUUCAUACUACUUCGACAGGUCGCUACAAUUGCUUAUUUGAUGUGCUUAGUGCACAAACGAAUAUGGACUCUAAUGAAUUGAGACAAAUGAAACUUAACGAGGCUAAGAAGCACCCUGAUAGAUAUCAGAAAAUGUUACGUUCUCGAAAUAGUUUUCGGCAAGAUCAGAAGAACAAUUUGAUAUACAUAGGUGGCAAGGAAAAUAAAAUUUCGGAAACGGAACGUCUAGCAGGCAGGCUUGAUAUAAUACUUCAAAGCAUUGAAAAUAGCAAGAUCAAAGUUACGAAUAAACAAAUUUUAGAAUUGAUCAAACAUGAUAUCACCACUGAAGACACUAAAAAGGGUAUAUACGGCAACAAGUAUGCAAAAAAAUUGUUUCACAGCUCCAUAAUACACCGCUUAGCUGAAUUUGAAAAACAGAAUUCCGACUUAUUUUCCAAACAGUUGUCACGCGGCGAACCAUCUUAUGACAUCGUUGCUCAGUUUUAUUUGUUACAGAAUAGUUGGAAAAGCGAAGUGACCCCUAUGGACAUGCCAGACUAUCAUUAUUCUCAGCUAAAUGUCAAUGCGAAGUUCUCAAGUUGUAGUACGGAUGCAGCUAAAGCUUAUCUACCUGGUGGACUACGAGAAAAGAUUGCAGAUAAAUGGAUCAAGACAGAAGGAACGCAAGCUAUCCAAGAAAUGGGACCAGCUUCGUUCCCAUUGCGAUAUUUUACUCAUAAAGGGCGAUUGGUGUCCAUCGACAAUAGAAUGCUCUUAGCCCAUCAGCUCAGUGGUUUCACUCCACAUAGAAUUGUUCCAAGUGUACCAAUUGAAUCAGAAAAAAAUAGAGUGCACAACCCAGGCAUACCCACUACCACACAGCCAAAAUAUGAUAAAAACAUAAACACAGAGCAUUAG